Messenger RNA from Monoraphidium neglectum, 225 nucleotides. RefSeq lists its product as hypothetical. The record is from RefSeq and is a predicted model, not a curated record. Lineage: Eukaryota; Viridiplantae; Chlorophyta; Chlorophyceae; Sphaeropleales; Selenastraceae. Bases 1 to 225 code for a protein of 74 amino acids. Gene Ontology annotation, cellular component: cytosol. The transcript has a single exon. Gene Ontology annotation, molecular function: metallopeptidase activity; zinc ion binding.
AUGCCUCAGCUCUGCAUCCAGGCCAAUGAUGCGGCGGCGCUGCCCCUGGCGGUGGCCAUGGUGGCGUCUGUCGGCCGCAUGAAGUACCUGCGGCCGCUGUACCGCGCGCUAUACCGCUCCAAGAUCGGGCGCCAGGCCGCGCUGGACACCUUCAAGGCCAACGCGGCGCGGUACCACCCCAUCGCGAGGAAGAUGGUCGCGGUGGACCUGGAGGUGACGUCAUGA